GUCAUUAUGCGGACACACUUUGUCCUCUUGUCUUUCUGCACCAUUUGUGUAACAGUAACGUGCUUAGAAAUUACCCUUCGUGCUAAGAAGGAUGACAACAAGAAUGAGUUGCAGCGUUUGAGACCGAGUAAUACGUUAACGUAUCCUGGAGUCGACACGAAUGAGGAUGAUGGAGACUUUAUUGAUGAAAUGGACUUGGCAAACCCUCCAAAGUUACAAUUUUACGCUGUUAUUCAAGAUCCUCUUUGUGUAUACUGUGACGAGUUACCCAGCUACACCGCCUGGUAUAGAUGCAGAGCGAUCUAUUGUGCCAGAUAGCUUCCGUGGUGUAGACUACAACAUAAUUCGCAUCACGUGUUUUGGAUGUCUUCGUUGAAGGAAAUAAAAAAACCAAACAUUACAAAAUUAAAUCGUGAAUACUGUGAAUUGCAGAUCAAAGCGUAAUACUCUUUGAUACUUAUGGUGGCAUAUCUCUGCCCCUUGUGUGCAAGUUAUUUUCUAUCAAACAUGUCGACAUGCAAGAUAAAUAUGUUAACAUGCAAGAAAAUUGCAAUCAAAGGAGAACUAUAAAAAAUCUCAAAUAUCGCCAA
Magallana angulata is the source of this 590-nucleotide messenger RNA. RefSeq lists its product as uncharacterized. The record is from RefSeq and is a predicted model, not a curated record. Lineage: Eukaryota; Metazoa; Mollusca; Bivalvia; Ostreida; Ostreidae. Bases 7 to 318 code for a protein of 103 amino acids. The transcript is spliced from 3 exons.